GGCGCUUCAUACUUACACCUCAUCUAUAUUUUGAAAACCCAGUCCGAAAAUGCAGGCCCUCCAGACUCAGCAGAAGGUUGCGAAGUCGUCGCAGGCGCGCGUGCUUGUGCCCGCUGGCCUCGGUCGCCGUUGCCUGCCUGUUCGCCCCGCCUUCAGCAGCGCGAAUGUCCAGAAGGUGGCCAACCGCGCCGCGGCUCUGCGUGUGCGCGCGACCGAGGAAUCUGUUGAGGUGAAGCCUGUGGCGUCGACCAGCGAGUCGUCUGAGCCCGAGUGGGUGCCCGUGUGCAAGCCAGAGGACCUCCCCAAGGGUGUGCGCAAGGAGGUGGAGGUGGACGGCCGCCAGGUGCUCAUGUUCUGGUACCGCAACCAGAUUUACGCCAUCGAGGCCCGCUCCCCUGCCGAGGGCGCCUACAGCGAGGGCUUCAUCAAGGCCAAGUUCACCCAGGACUACGCCAUCGAGUGCCCCUCCACCGGCUCGCUGUUCUCGCUCAAGGACGGCUCUAUCCAGGCCUGGUACCCCAACAACCCCGUGCUGCGCACCCUCACGCCCUCCCAGUUCUGCCGCCCCCUGGAGAUCUACCCGGUCAAGCUGGCCCAGGAGGCCAUCUACGUGGACGUGUCGGACUCGCGCUACAACAACGCCGUGACGCGCGGCCGCGGCGGCGCCGGCACCUCGGCCGAGAACAACAACGUGUUCACGGUGCAGCCCACGGUGUACUUUGAGGGCAUGGACCCCACCAAGGAGGCCGCCUCGCUGCUGCAGGACGGCAACACGGGCGAGGGCACUAACCCGGUGGUGGUGCUGACGGGCAUUGUGGCGGUGGGCAUGACGGCGGUGGCAGGCACGGCGUUUGCCAUCUACUACGAGAACCUGACGGCGCUCAUUGCAUUCUGGGUGGUGCUGGGCCUGGGCGUGGGCGUGGCCGGUUUCCAGUACGUCAACAAGCAGUUCAAGAGCGACAAGGCCUAAAAGGGCCUUCGUGGAGUUGGUUGUUGUGAGUCAAGAGAGCUUGGGGCUAUGAAACAUAAUGCAGUAUUGUAGAUAUACAAGCUGAUGGGUAGGGUUUGAGCGGUAUGCGCUGGCGAGCGGCCGGAGCACAGGGCGCUCGACAACUUGGUUUAGGGGUAGGACUUUUGGAAAUGUGCGGCAAGCACAUAGUAGAAAAGUGGCUGCGGCGACGCACCUGUAUCAAACUGAAUCGGGAACGGCCGGCUGUGAGCGUGGCGCGAGAGGCCGUAAGCAUGCCGUGUCGGUUGUGCUUGUGUGUGAUUGUGCGGGUCUGUGUGUGAGAUCACGAGGCGCUAGUUUUUUUGGUCAAGGCGCUGUUUUGAUGCGUGGAUGGGUGCUGUCGUAAUGUGGACAAGGAGCACUGGUCUAGUGAAGGCGUAGCCAGGCUUGUGUGAGAAACCACCUGGGGUGCUGAGUCUUUAUUUGUGCACCCCUGACACGCGAAUGUGUUUUGGACUUGGCGCAGACGUCCGCUAGCAGAGAAUUCAUUUGGUGCCGUGGUGCAUGCAGACGAGAGAGACACAUGAAACAUGGACAUGACGCAAAGAGAGAGAUGGUCUGGCACGGAACAGACUGGGCGAUCAGACGUGAGAGAGAGGCCUACACGGGGCGCCACAGGGGUCCACAUUGCCCCUCCCUGUAAUCGGGUGAAGAG
This is a messenger RNA of Chlamydomonas reinhardtii, 1664 nucleotides long. RefSeq lists its product as uncharacterized. The transcript has 7 exons. NCBI's taxonomy places the organism in Eukaryota, Viridiplantae, Chlorophyta, Chlorophyceae, Chlamydomonadales, Chlamydomonadaceae. The record is from RefSeq and is a predicted model, not a curated record. Gene Ontology annotation, molecular function: nitrite reductase [NAD(P)H] activity; 2 iron, 2 sulfur cluster binding. Bases 50 to 970 code for a protein of 306 amino acids.